Rotaria sordida is the source of this 1092-nucleotide messenger RNA. NCBI's taxonomy places the organism in Eukaryota, Metazoa, Rotifera, Eurotatoria, Philodinida, Philodinidae. The record is from the annotation of a GenBank genome assembly.
AUGGAUACUAUUUGGUCAUGUGGUUUCGGUCUCGACACUGAUAUGCAAAAUAAUGUCAAUGAUCCGUAUCUUCUCAUGUCACAAAAGGUUUUUUCACCGAACAUAAUUCUUGGAAUACUAUUCAUUUUGGCUCUUUUGAUAACAGAAUUAACAGCAGUGUGGAGAAUUAUAUUUUGGUCACUCGGUAGUAUCCGCUAUGGACUUCGACGCUAUAUUCCUGUGACAAAGCGAUUCAUUGACGAAAGUCCCGGUACAUGGAUUUUGAAACAAGCCACCGAAAUGAUCGAAAAACGUAAACAUAUUGGUCAAACUGGUCGAACAGAUUUAUUACAAUUGAUGCUCGAGUCCAUGUCCGAUGAAGAUUUUAUUCAAGAAGGUCAAGCAUCAUUCGAGAAAAAUGAUGACACUGAAGUCGAAGCACCACUAGUUCGAAAAAUAACCAAACAUGAAAUCUCGGCCAACAUUUUCCUUUUUAUGAUUGCUGGUUAUGAGACUACAAGUACAGCUCUUGCUUAUGUGACAUAUGUUCUUUCUACUUAUCCAGACGAACAGCGAAAGUUACAAGAGCAUAUCGAUGCUCAUUUCAAUCCAGAAACAGAACACAUCAUGCCAACAUAUGAAACCAUCGUUAAGAUGGACUAUUUGGAUAUGUUUAUUCGAGAGACUCUUCGCAUGUUUCCUAUUGCACCUAUGGCGAUUACCCGUCAAAGUGUCGAUGAUUUUCACAUUAAAGGCUUUGGCGCCAUACCGACAGGUACACUGAUUACCGUCGACAUGUUCAAUUUGCAUUUUAAUCCAAAUUUAUGGGGUCCCUUGGAUCCAUACGAGUUUCAUCCUGAAAGAUUCGCCACUAAACGACAUCCAAUGGCGUGGAUUCCGUUCGGAGCUGGGCCGCGUAAUUGUGUGGGAAUGCGUUUUGCUUUGCUUGAAAUGAAAAUGCAACUAAUGUAUUUGAAAGUAUCACUUACAAUACUUUGUCAAUGUUUACAUCUAAAUCUGCCAUUGAAGAAAAAAAUUGAAGGACAAUUUAUUUAUUUACGAUUUCAAUUGUUAGAUCAACAAUUUCGUUUUGAUCUCGAUCGAUAUUUAUGA